This is a messenger RNA of Esox lucius (northern pike), 4262 nucleotides long. It is a transcript of the gene cep68, whose product is annotated as centrosomal protein 68. The transcript has 8 exons. The record is from RefSeq and is a predicted model, not a curated record. Bases 562 to 2880 code for a protein of 772 amino acids. NCBI's taxonomy places the organism in Eukaryota, Metazoa, Chordata, Actinopteri, Esociformes, Esocidae.
GUAUGGUGUUCCUAAUAAUCCUUUAGGUGAGUGUAUUUUAACCUUAGAAGAACGACCUUGUGUCUUGUCACUUUACUUUCUUUUCGCUAUCUUUCAGUAGAUUAUUCUAUGCGUACUAGCUCAUGCCUUUGCUACUUACCCACGUUGAACUGGCAACCGGUCAUUUAACGUCAGACCUGACCGCCUCGUCUUUCCUUAUGAGGGACACCAUCACAUAUGUCCAGGUAAUAUAUUAUAAAAUACUGAAAUCAGUCGGCACAAAAUAUUUAAUAAAUAAUUGUCUCAGAUUUGGCUAUGUGCUCUCCACUAGGGGGUAUUGUAGGUCUGGAAGCUGUCUCAUUGGUUGACGGUAGCAGCAGUCUCUUCCGUUUAAGCCUGAACAACUUCCUUUAUCGAUCAUGUUAUCUUUGUUAGAAGAAUGCUGUGAAACAAAUGUAGCAGUAAGGAUGCUUCCUUUGCAAACAUUUUAGUUAGCAUAUUCCUCCAACAGACACGUGCGAACUAAAGACAGAAGCGGUGGCCUUAGACACAUGACGAAUCUCCUGGCCUCUCCCCGUAACCAUGGCUCUGGGAGUGGACAGGGCCUUCACAGCAUCUGUCUCCCCAACUGAGUCCAAGGGCUGCAGCGGUCGGCGAUGGAAGACCUGGACGACGGCAUGUAGCCUCAGCGGGACCGGGCCAAGGACACCGCAGCAUCCAGAAGACGAGGACCGGCGUAGUCCGAGGAGGAGUGUUACCAUGGCCCCCACCUCCAGGUAUAUGAGUGACAGGAGGCAGUACUCCGUCAGGAAACCGCUGGUCGCCACAUCAGAGCAGCAGACCUCCAUCCUAAAGAAAUCACACCAACGGGACAAUCCCAAAAAGGCACAGCCAUGGGAAGGCAGCAGUUACACAGCACACCGUCGUAGAGAUAUUGACUUCCAGACCAGACGGCCUGAACAGAAGUCUCCAGACAGCCGUAGCCUCUCGCAAGUCAUCUCGCCCCGCUCGGCCUCCAGAGAGGACCUCAGCACCUCCUUGGAGUUGUCAGACCUCAGGACCUGGCAGUCACACGAAGAACCCACGUUCCGAUCACCAUGCGUGGACAGUGGGCCUGGCCGGCGCAGCCUCUCGAGCCCAGCCCCUGACCUCCAUACCUUUUCUGCUCCACUCAGCCCCAAGUGGACCUCCACUCUGCUAUCGCCCCCAUCGCCCUCCUGCGUUCCGCCCUUGCGCCCCACCAGACAGAGUCGGACGGAGGUGAGAGUGACCUCAGGGGAUGUUUAUCGACCACGUGGGGUUGGUGGGGAGACUUAUCUAAAUGUAGGUUCUUCUGUGGGUUUCUCCAAGGGCCGCUUCAACCCUGUGCUCCAUACCAUGUCUCCCCACCAGACCAACUACUGGGCCUGUGCCAUUCCCAGCUCCCUUCCCCCCUCCCCAGACCGACACUCCUCCAGCUGGGACCCUGACAAGGAGUACCAGGCUCUUCUGGACUACACCUACCCUCUGAGGCCAGGUGGGGUUGUGGGUGAAUGGGAUAGCUCAGAUAUCGGGUGUGGGCCUGUUCUCCAGACUGACCCUGGCCUCCAGGACUCAGGGAUAGAAUUGGACCGUGUCUGCAGCUCUACCAAUCUGUCGGGUUUGGACUUCAGACCGGCCCGUAGUGGCUUAGUGCAAAAUGGUACGGCUAGGGAGAGAGGUGCCCUGGGUAUAGGUCAGAGGUCAUCUGAUCUACAUGGGCUCUCGCACUCCAAGUCCUCCGGUUGCCUCUCCGGUAGCGCCUUUUCCUCUGCCGACCCUAUCGGUCUGUACGUGGAGAGUCUGGAGGGUAGCGGUGGGGCUGGCGGUCUGAGCCAGUCCCUGCGCCGCGGGGGAGGCGACUACCGUCAACUCAGCGUCUCCUCCACGUCCUCCGCCACGUUCAUCCGCACGACCAGUAUCCUUCCCCGGCCCGGGUGCCUGGGAGGGAGGGACCAAGACGAGGAGUUCUGGCCUCUGCCGGAGCAGCUGGAGGAGCUCCAUGGUUUGUCCCGGCAGGUCCGGAUGGUGACGGCCCAGCUCAGCCAGCCGGUCACUGCCAGCUGGGGGUCCCUGGAUAAGGGCACCGAAUUCAUGGAGAAACAGGAGGCAGAGGAGAAACAAGAACAGGAGGAGAAUGAGGAUGAAGAGGAGGAGGAGGCGCCAGUAUGUGAUACACUUCAAUACUUUAAUAAAGUCCAUAGUGGGGGAUCCUACCAGGCAGGCCGACGCUCUGGUUCUGGGAUGGUGGCUGAGGUAGCAGGCAGUGGAGUGGACAGGGCCAUUCUGAGGGAGGUGGAGGCCGUGGUGGACCAGCUGAGUGGUCUAACCCUGCCUGGAUUCCAGCCCGGGGAGCAGCCAGAACACAGACAGUCCCUCUUGCAGCACAUCCAGACCUUCUGUGGUAACCUGGAGGAGCUCAUCCAGUGGCUGUACACCGUGGUCGAGAGGGUUGAGGUGCUGGCUCCGCCCACUGUGGACAUUGAGAGCGUCAAGUCGUCCCUGGUGAAUUAUAAGAGGUUUCGGAGAGAAGUAAAUGCCCACCAGCCCCUGACCAGCGCUGUUCUGCAGACUGGGGAGCUUCUACUGGGUUGUCUGACCUCCACUUCUCCUGUUCUGAAAGAAACCCUCAGCCUCAUUGAAAGGCAGUCCAGGGCAUUGGAAACCCACUCGGAGCACCUGUUUUCCUCUAUCCUUUCGGCCAUGGACAGUCUAACCCAGCCCACUGAGCCCAGCCAAGGAGAGGAGACCAGAGAAGCAUCGCCACGACAUGGUUGUGGUUCAGGGAACAGCUCAGUGAAGGCUUCCCUGCAAAACAAUCAUAUCUUUUUUAUCUCUGUUUCAGUGUUGAAGAAUGACAGUGGAUCGGUGGAGCAGGUUUGAUGAUGAUUAGUUGGAACGUCUUCAUUUUGUUAUGCCUUAAUUACACUUUUACAUUUACAUUAGUUGAUUAGAAGACGCUUUACAGUGAGUGCACACUUUUCAUCGGCAUCUUUGGCAUUGUAAGCACCAUGCUCUACCAACCACCAAGCUACACAGGACCAAAAUGACCCCACUGUGUUGUAAAGACAACCAUUUGAAGGUUGUCUUGCUUUUGUUUCAUUAUUUAACCAUCAGCAAGCUCAGAGUUAUGUUUCCUGGUGUUAUAAUAAUUGUUCCAUUAGUUCCAGUUAUUAAGGAUUUCUCAAUCAAAAGUCAUUUUGGAAACUUUGUUAAAUAUAGUAGAACAUUGGCCUAAGGAGAACCAUCUUUUGAAAUGUCAGAAUUCUGUUGCCUUUGUACCUGAUUGCUUAUUCUGGACAGAUUUUGCUCAACUUUAAAUGCAAUUGGUAUCAGUGAAUGUUUCACUAAUUGUAAAGUAUUUUUUUGAGUAUCCAUUAUUUUUCCAUUUGUCCUUCCCCCCUCUUAUUUUCAACCUUCUGAUAGUUCUAUAUCCAUACAUAGAUAUUCAUGAGAGACUGAAAUAACAUUUUAGCAGAAGCUCUUAUCCAGAGGGAUUUACAGUAAUGAGUCCAUGAAUGUUCAUACUAGACCCUGUCAGUGAAAGCUUUGUCCCUGUAACCUUUGGUUUUAAUUUUGAUUGUAUGAUAUAUUUUUGAUUAAUUCAUGAAUGUUUUGAGAAGGCCUUGACAUUUUAAAAACAUGCCGUUAUGCUAAAUGCCUCUUGUGUCAAGACCAGUUUAAAAAAAAUCCACAUUGUUUCAAGAAAUGGUUGUACAAAAUUGAGAAACUAUAAGGAACUGUUUCAAUUCCUUACACAACUGUUACAUGCUUUAUGUCAUCUUGAAGUGUCUUCAAAUGUCCUGUGUAUUUCGUGAACUGCAGUUAUUUUCUAGAAAGUCUUAUAGGAAGUUGAAGUCUUCUACCGGUCUCUUGUACAUAGUGUUAAGACUUCCUCCUGGAGGAAAGGUCUGUUGUUUAGAGACAGCAGUGUAGACUGUUAAAAUGGAAUGUUUGCCCUGGGGAAUUAUUUGAAAACUUAGACUUACUUCCUGUUCCUUAAUCUAAUGGCAGCUAAAUAUGUGGCAUUGAUAAUCACCAGCGUGGAACAUAUUUUGGAAGUUUCAUGUCAGUUUGUUUUGUACAUGUGGAAAGGUGCAUUAAUAAGUCCUACCUACAGCCUUAAAUGUUUUAUCUUUUUAACCAGUGUCAAUUGUGAAUUACCACUUGGAUAAUGUGCACAACUUUUAAAACACCACAGAAAAUGUUCUUCACAUUGUUGUAAGUCACAUUAAACUAUACUACUUGUUCCUGCUUAGUAAACA